AUGAAGGGUGGUUGUAAUCCGUUAAGUUCUAUUUACGAUUUUAUAGUGAACUAUGGCAAAGUUGAUUUUGUUGCCAGCUAUAUUGAAUCUAGAUCGAGUGAUUUUCUAUUUCUCAAUUAUUAUUUAGAGGAGUUGGUACGAAAAAGAUUCAGGGAAGAAUUUAACGAUAGAGACUAUGAAGUUGUAUAUUUUUUAUUGGUAAGAGGAGCAGAGCCGCUAUCACAUUGCAAAAGGGGCAACACACGUAAAACUGUACUCGACUUAGUGGCCAAAACUGAAGAUAUGGAGUUAAUCGAACUGUUCCUGCAAUAUUUAAAAUUCCAAGACGAACCUUAUGCUGAGCAGAAUGAGCUUCAUCGCCUUCAUCUGUACCACGCAUUACACAGCAACGCAGUUCUAGGCGCUGUUGCUCAUCAGUCAAUGAGAAUUUUGAAGUUCGCUAUAGAAUUGAGGUUCAAGCCGAAGGAAAGAUCAUUUCGAUAUUCGAAUACAGCGUUACACAUUGCGGUAACACAUAAGAGGUUGGAUAUAACCAGAUAUUUACUGGACAACGGUGCUGAUGUUGAGGCAUAUAACAUAUUUCGGGAAACACCCUUGUUCUCCGCUAUUAAAUCCAAAAAAAUUGAGCAGACGAUUAUACUCCUUCAGUACGGAGCGGAAAUAGAUUCAAGGAAUGGAGAUGAUAAUACAGUGCUGCACAUUUUAUGCUCUCAAGAGGAAGGAAUAGACUUGGAAAUGUGCGAGUUUUUGAUAGAUUGCGGGCUUGACCCUAAAUUGACGGGAAAAUUUGGGCAGACUCCAUUGCAUAUGCUUGCAAAGAACAAUAAAGCACCUCAUGCAUUGGAAUGUGCCAAACUAUUAAUAGAGAAGGGAGUUGAUGUAAAUGCCAAAAAUGUAUUCGGCGAAACUGCUCUUCACAAUUUAGCAGAUUAUUGUGAAGACUACACUCCAUUUUUCGAAUUGCUUUUGAAAAGUGGGACUGAAACAAAAAUUAUUAAUCUUUUCGGAAACACCUAUCUUGACAUAUUAUUACUAGAUGAAAUUGAGGCUAGAAGACAACAAAUACUUAAACAUCUAAUUAUAUUAGAUUUCACCGCAAAUUUUCAAUUCAAUGUUGACAUAACCGGUAUCAAUAAUUUAAAAGAUUCAUUAUUCCAAUAUUAUUGCAUACAAGAAUUGAACCUGUUAGAGACAUACAAAAUAGCAGCAUUUCAAACAGUACCCGAAUAUUCAUAUAUAAAAAUACUUAUUUCCACUAAUAAGGAAGUGAGCAAAUUUUGCCAAAAUCCAAUUAUACAUUCAACAUUUUCUGAAUUCGAUGUACAACAAUUCCCAAUUUACGGAUGUGACCUGAAAAAGAAACUUCAGUCUGGAUUACGACUAUUUUUUGAAGAAGAAAGAGCUUAUGAAUUUUUAUCAAUCAUCUCUAAGGGAGUGCUACAUUAUGAUGUCAUGAUAGAAAUCAUGAAAUAUGUCCAAGCUCAAGAAUUGUCAACAUUACAUAAAUAUCUAUUGACAAAACCGAUCGAAUCUGUUUCGUCGAAGAAACACAAAGAAGGAAGAAAGGAAAAUAUUAAAAAAAGAAUGUAG
Harmonia axyridis is the source of this 1590-nucleotide messenger RNA. RefSeq lists its product as uncharacterized. The coding region runs from base 1 to 1590 and encodes 529 amino acids. Gene Ontology annotation, molecular function: protein binding. NCBI's taxonomy places the organism in Eukaryota, Metazoa, Arthropoda, Insecta, Coleoptera, Coccinellidae. Gene Ontology annotation, cellular component: nucleus; cytoplasm. The record is from RefSeq and is a predicted model, not a curated record. The transcript has 3 exons.